Brassica rapa (field mustard) is the source of this 1969-nucleotide messenger RNA. RefSeq names its product branched-chain-amino-acid aminotransferase 2, chloroplastic. Gene Ontology annotation, biological process: branched-chain amino acid metabolic process. The record is from RefSeq and is a predicted model, not a curated record. NCBI's taxonomy places the organism in Eukaryota, Viridiplantae, Streptophyta, Magnoliopsida, Brassicales, Brassicaceae. Gene Ontology annotation, molecular function: branched-chain-amino-acid:2-oxoglutarate transaminase activity.
AGUGCGCCAUCCCUAAACAUUACUAAAAUGUGUAUUAUAACAUCAUUUUGUCAUUGGUCAAAAUUUCUCGAAAAAUACACUAGCACCCCUUAUCAUUUCUUUUAUCAGUGAUCUUUAUUGAAAAUAUUUUGUUAAGAACAAAAAAUACCAAAUUGAAAGACAUUCAUCUUUUUAACGUGUAUCAUAUGUUACUAAGUUGUGUUAGAGUUAUGUAUUAUCCGUUCAGCAAACACAUGAUGGACAAAUGCUAAAAUAAUAUACUAAUUUAUUUGAAGAUCCACAAAUCUAUGUAAUUCUAUGCACAAGGAGCAUAGUGUUGGAUGUCAAAAAUGAAAAAUGAAGCUGAUAAUAUACCAACUUAAAAUAAUUUACAAAUUCAAAAAUAGGAUAUUUCCAAAAUUUUCGUUAAUUGUUUGGUAAUUAACCAUUCAAACGAGACAAGAACCACGAUCCACUGAUCUCGAUUAAUUCUAGUUCCAGAAAGAGACGUCUAGAUCUGAUCAGGUAGAUAGACACAGUGACGAAGCAAAGAAAAACAAUAAUAAUAACACAGAAAAACUAGAUAAGAACUCUUACCAAUUUCCACUUUGAAUAAAAAAGAAAAAGAAAAAAAUAGAAUAAAAAUUCAACGAUUUGCCAAGAUAAAAGCACGACAUUUCACAUAAGCUUGGCAAUCACUUACGUGUUAGAUACUCAAUUUGACACAGUUCUUGGCUCUGCAAUUGAGAAAAUGUUUAAAGCAAUCUCAUCUCUGCGCAAAAGUCUGGUUCUACCUCUUCAUUCAAAUAUUCGUACGCUACAAACUUUCUCUAAGUACAACGCACAAGCUGCCUCAGCCUUGCGAGAGAAACCUCUUUAUCAAGAUGAGGAGUAUGCUGAUGUGGACUGGGACAAUCUUGGGUUUGGUCUAACUCCAGCUGAUUACAUGUACGUCAUGAAAUGCUCAAAAGACGGUGAGUUCACUCAAGGUGAAAUCAGUCGCUUUGGCAAUAUUCAGCUGAGUCCUUCUGCUGGUGUCUUAAACUAUGGACAGGCAAUUUAUGAAGGUACAAAAGCAUACAGGAAAGAAAAUGGGAAGCUUCUUCUGUUUCGCCCUGAUCACAACGCUGUCAGAAUGCAGCUUGGUGCUGAACGGAUGCUCAUGCCUUCUCCUUCGGUUGAUCAGUUUGUUGAUGCAGUUAAACAAACCGCUUAUGCAAAUAAACGUUGGGUUCCUCCUUCAGGGAAAGGUUCUUUGUACAUUAGGCCUCUGUUGAUGGGAAGUGGUCCUAUUCUUGGUUUAGGACCUUCACCUGAAUAUACAUUCAUUGUCUAUGCAUCUCCUGUUGGUAACUACUUCAAGGAAGGUAUUGCUGCUUUAAACCUCUAUGUUGAGGAAGAGUAUGUCCGGGCAGCUCCUGGUGGAGCUGGAGGAGUCAAGAGCAUCACAAACUAUGCACCAGUUUUGAAAGCACUGAGUAGAGCCAAGAGCCGUGGGUUUUCAGACGUUCUUUAUCUUGAUUCUGUUAAGAAGAAGUAUCUUGAGGAAGCUUCUUCUUGCAACGUCUUUGUUGUAAAGGGUCGGACAAUCUCAACUCCUGCAACCAAUGGGACAAUCCUCGAGGGGGUUACUCGGAAAAGUGUGAUGGAGAUCGCCAGUGAUCAAGGUUAUGAGGUAGUAGAGAAGUCAGUUCAUGUGGAUGAAGUAAUGGAUGCAGAUGAAGUUUUCUGCACCGGAACUGCUGUUGGAGUAGCUCCUGUGGGCACUAUAACAUAUCAGGACAAAAGAGUAGAGUAUGAAACCGGGGAUGAAUCUGUCUGCCAGAAACUGCGUUCGGUUCUUGUCGGUAUUCAGACAGGAUCGAUUGAAGAUACCAAAGGAUGGGUCACAUGUAUCAACUGAUAAACCAGUUAUCAACCAGAUUACUCUGCAUUGUAUACACAACACUUAUGUAAAACAUUUAUGAUAUAGAAAAAGCUCUUUUGAUCA